Messenger RNA from Durotheca rogersii, 1828 nucleotides. RefSeq lists its product as uncharacterized. The record is from RefSeq and is a predicted model, not a curated record. NCBI's taxonomy places the organism in Eukaryota, Fungi, Ascomycota, Sordariomycetes, Xylariales, Xylariaceae. Gene Ontology annotation, molecular function: RNA binding. The transcript has a single exon. The coding region runs from base 197 to 1666 and encodes 489 amino acids.
GUUGCGUAGCCUGUGCAUUGAUCAUAAAUAUUCAUCAAAUAGGUACCUAGAAUGCCCCACUAUAAUUUUGCCUACAUUUUAUCGGCAGGUUUAAGAGCCGUGACGAAUUGUCAAGCACAACAAGAAUUAAAAACUCACCAGAGGGUCCUUAAAAAUAGCCCCCGCCCCCAAAUCUUUUGCCAUAACUGUCAUAGCCAUGGCCGACGCAGAUUUCGGAGCCGGAUCGCCCCGAGCCUCGCCGGCAGCGGCGAUAACCCAUGACGACGCCCCAUCGAAGAAGAAGCGCAAACCGCAGGUCGACGAGAUCGAGGUCGACCUGUCGUUGCCGGAGCCGCCGUCGAAGCGCGCGAAGCGGCUGCUGAAGAAGGGGAAGCCUCUCCCGGCGAAGACGCAGAGCGACGACGACGCGGACGAGGGCGAGCCCAACGACGGGCUGGCGGUGCCGGCGAGGCGGGAGCGGGGCGCGAAGGGCGGCGACACGAAGAACAACAAGAAGAAGCAGGGCGACUCGGCGGCGGGUGCGGCGGGCGGCAGCGGCAAGCGCGCGGAGCACGGCGUGUGGAUCGGCAACCUGCCGUUCACGCUGACGCGGGUGGAGCUGUUCCGGUGGCUGGUGGAGAGCUCGGGGGGCGCGAUCGCGGAGGCGAACAUCACGCGGGUCAACCUGCCGACGAGCAAGGACGGCGGGGGGCGGGACCGGAGGCGCGGGGGCGGGGGCGGGGGCGACGGCGACGGCGAGGAGGGCGCGCCGCCGAAGCCGCAGAACAAGGGCUUCGCGUACGUCGACUUCGACGGGGCGGCGGCGGCGGUGGCGGCCAUGGCGCUGACCGAGACGGAGCUCCGCGGGCGCAAGGUGCUGAUCAAGAGCGCGACGUCGUUCGAGGGGCGGCCGGCGAAGGAGGGUAACAGCAGCACCACAACCGACGGCAGCGGAACAGCGAAGAACGCGGCCGCGGCCGACGCCGGCAGCAGCAAGAUCUACGUGGGCAACCUGCCCUUCCAGACGGACGAGGACAGCCUGCGGGCGCACUUCGACAAGUGCGGCGAGGUGGAGUGGGCCAAGGUGGCCACGUUCGAGGACAGCGGCAAGUGCAAGGGGUACGGGUGGGUGCGGUUCCGGGACGCGGCGGCGGCGGCGGCGGCGGUGCGCGGGUUCGCGCGGGUCCGCGAGGCGGCGGAGACGGAGGCGGACUUUGCGAGCAGCGACGGCGAGGACGAGGACGAGGGCGAAGACGGCGCGGAGUCGCCGCCGCGGCAGCAGCAGCAGAAGAAGCGCCCGAACGCCGACAGGUUCAAGACCCGCAAGUGGUGGGUCAACCGCCUGCGCGGCCGCGAGCUCAAGAUCGAGCUCGCCGAGGACGACGCCGCGCGGUACAAGAAGCGCUUCGGCGGCGGCGGCGGCGGCGGCGGCGGCCGGGGAGACGCCCGCGCCCGCGGCCCUGCGUCCGCGAAGCCGGGGCUCCGCGGGGGCGAGAAGAAGAAGACGGCGACGAAGAAGGAGCCCCCGCCCCCCGCUGCAGACGCAGACGCAGACGCGGACGCGGACGCGAGGUCUCCCGCCGAGAGACACCGCAACAGCGCCGCGUACGGCGACGCGGGCGCCAUGUCGUACCGGACGGGCGCGGUCGCCGCGUCCCGGGGCUCCAAGAAGAUCACGUUCGACUGAAGACUCGGAAAACCCAAACCCCCGAAGGGAGACUACGACGGCUGCGUGCGGAGCGUAGCGCGCGUGUAUAUAUGCACCUACAUAGAAGAUUACGAGCGCGUGUUGGGGAGAGCAUAUUCCCCGCACUGCCUACGAAAAAAAGAAGAAAAAAGGGGGAGAACG